Odontomachus brunneus is the source of this 1106-nucleotide messenger RNA. It is a transcript of the gene MED8, whose product is annotated as mediator of RNA polymerase II transcription subunit 8. Gene Ontology annotation, molecular function: RNA polymerase II cis-regulatory region sequence-specific DNA binding; transcription coregulator activity. Lineage: Eukaryota; Metazoa; Arthropoda; Insecta; Hymenoptera; Formicidae. Gene Ontology annotation, cellular component: core mediator complex; mediator complex. The transcript has 6 exons. Bases 140 to 919 code for a protein of 259 amino acids. Gene Ontology annotation, biological process: regulation of transcription by RNA polymerase II. The record is from RefSeq and is a predicted model, not a curated record.
UAUUGAGAAAGAAAAAGAGAAAUCCCUAACCUAUAAAUCUUGAAGUUCAGUAGAUCAGAGUGUUGCUGCUACACGUAGCGAACGUACGACUGAAAUAAUAAUAUAAAUAUGCGAUAAAUAUUUCACGAGAAGGUGCACGAUGCAACGGGACGAAAAGCAUUUGGAUUCGGCUUUGGAGGCCAUCAUAAUGCGAGUGAACGAUUUGAAAAACGCCAUCGCCGCGAUGGUAUUCAAACUGGAACACGAGUACGAGACUUUGAAUUGGCCCAAUUUCCUCGAUAAUUACGCCUUAAUUUCGGGUCACCUGACCAGUCUCUCGAAAAUUCUCGCGCCCGACAAAGCACCGAAUCUCAGAAAUUAUACGGUUCUACCACUGCGCCUAAGUCCGGAGAAGGAUGAGGAGUUGUUGAGGUUGACAGAAGGUAGAAUCCCUACAUUUGCACACGACUUGGUGCCAGACUAUCUGAGAACGAAACUAGAGCCUCAAGCUGAGCAGAAGAUGAUGCAAUUCGAAGCUAAAGCGAAUGUCAACAAUGAUGUCUCACAUGACUACAAUAAACAACUGAUGCAGUAUACAAAGGUGGUCGGCCAUGUGUGGGACAUGGCGAACAAAGCGCGCGAAGAAUGGGAGAGUGAGGCUGGUGCCAGAGCGACGCAAGCACAGACCAACAGUGCUGCGGACACCCAUACUCUCGUGGCCGCUAUAGGGACGGGUAAAGGUUUGAAAUCUGACAUACAAAUGGUUCAAUCGGGCGUAAAUGCAGUGGCUAAUAGCAUGAUGGUGGGUAGACCUGGAAACCAACAGCAAACACCAGGACAAGGGCCCCUAGGCAAUCCAUCGUUGGGACAAAUAAGCAAGGCGCCCAGUGCGAUAAAAACGAAUAUCAAAGCAGCAUCGCAAAUCCACCCUUACAGAUAAGUAUAAGAUAUCAGUAUAAGAUGUCUAUAUAAUAAUCGAUAGUGCACGCGAGCACUGAAAAAAAUAUAAGAUAUUCAAAUAAUAUAAUAUAAACAUUAAACGUCACAGAAUGUUGUAUUAUAUCGUCGAUUGUGUGUAAUCUUUUUCGUAAAAAAGAUUAUGUAAAUAUAUGCAAUAUUUUGAAUAA